Messenger RNA from Anopheles merus, 1029 nucleotides. It is a transcript of the gene Klf15, whose product is annotated as zinc finger protein 205. Gene Ontology annotation, molecular function: RNA polymerase II cis-regulatory region sequence-specific DNA binding; DNA-binding transcription factor activity, RNA polymerase II-specific. The coding region runs from base 80 to 1003 and encodes 307 amino acids. The record is from RefSeq and is a predicted model, not a curated record. Gene Ontology annotation, biological process: regulation of transcription by RNA polymerase II. Lineage: Eukaryota; Metazoa; Arthropoda; Insecta; Diptera; Culicidae. The transcript has a single exon.
UGCAUCAACAGCAUCGUUGCUGGCGGAAAAAUGACCGAUCCCGGGAAGCGUGAUACGGCGCGCGGUUCAGUUUGUUGCAAUGAUCGACACCGAUCGGAUCGAGGCGAUCAUGGAUUUGGGCAGCUUCGAACGAUCGUCGGACGAUUUCCUGGCCAACGGAUUCUACCAUCUGUACACCGAGCUGCAGGACGAUCGGGACAUUACGUUGGCCCUAGCGGAACUAACGUGCCCCACGACCCAAACUUCGGAGCUCAAAGAAGAUACAGUGCAUCCUUGUCCAGCAACAACCGAUCUACCGUCGUUAAACUCACUCGAGCUUCUGCCUACGCCCAAUGGGGUCGAAGUGGAUAGGCUGGAGCUGGAGCUGAACGUAGAAGAUUUCAUUCUCGAGUACAAUUGCGUAAAUUUUAGUCAACUGUGGGAAAACGAGUUACGACUGCCCGAAAACACUUACCUCUGUGAUGACUCCUGUGAAGCGUUUAUCCGACAAUCGGAUCCACAUGAAGACAAAGCGGCGCCCACAAUGGGUGAAAUCACGCAAUCGGAGGACUUGUCCCAAACGCUACCUGCGGCCGUGUCGUCCAGCGUACAGCAACCGUGUGAAGCCGAACCCGACUCGACCGGGACGUUCGUUUGUCCGUUUGAAAGUUGCCGCAAAGUGUACGCCAAACCGGUGCAUUUGAAAGCCCAUCUACGCCGGCACGUAGGCGAUAAGCCGUAUCACUGCAAGUGGCCAGGAUGUCAGUGGCGGUUUUCGCGGUCGGACGAACUGUCGCGUCACUUCCGGUCCCAUUCGGGUGUGAAACCGUACCGGUGUGAGUACUGCCCAAAGUGUUUCUCCCGAUCGGACCAUUUAGCCAAGCACCGGAAAGUCCACGAGCGUAAGAUGAGCGUGGGACCGGCGGGGAAGUUGAAGAGUGGUGUCGGUGCAUUCGUUGGAGUUGCGCCGGCAAGAGGACGACCAGGCCGGAAACCGAAACAGGCCGCAGUGAAACGAUCGUGAUCGUGAGCAAUGUACGAGUAACUUAA